Messenger RNA from Aspergillus mulundensis, 1200 nucleotides. Its product is annotated as undecaprenyl diphosphate synthase family protein. NCBI's taxonomy places the organism in Eukaryota, Fungi, Ascomycota, Eurotiomycetes, Eurotiales, Aspergillaceae. The record is from RefSeq and is a predicted model, not a curated record. The transcript is spliced from 2 exons. Gene Ontology annotation, molecular function: ditrans,polycis-polyprenyl diphosphate synthase [(2E,6E)-farnesyl diphosphate specific] activity. Bases 1 to 1200 code for a protein of 399 amino acids. Gene Ontology annotation, cellular component: endoplasmic reticulum; lipid droplet; dehydrodolichyl diphosphate synthase complex.
AUGCACCUCUCAAAACUCCGGAAUUGGUUCCUUGCAUCGCCACCCAUCGAGUAUGCGAUCUCCAAGCUCCGGGACCUUCUGGUUGGAGCAAUCAAGCAGGGGCCAGUUCCACAACAUAUCGCUUUCAUCAUGGAUGGGAAUCGGAGGUUUGCCCGAACUCACGGGAUCGAAACGGUGGAGGGGCAUAACUUGGGGUUUGAGGCACUGGCACGGAUCCUCGAAGUGUGCUACCGGAGCGGAGUACAAGUUGUGACGAUAUACGCGUUCAGCAUUGAGAAUUUCAAACGGUCCAAAUUCGAGGUGGAUGCUUUGAUGGAGAUGGCGAGAGUCAAAUUAUCGCAGAUGGCCCAGCACGGAGAGAUCUUAGAUCGCUACGGGGCGAAAGUACGGGUACUCGGCCGCCUGGACCUGCUCCGCCCCGAUGUGCUUGCUGCAGUCGACCGCGCAGUCGAUAUGACGAAGAAUAAUGGUGAUCGUGUUUUGAACAUUUGCUUUCCCUAUACAUCGCGUGACGAGAUUACGAGCGCCAUUCGUGACACCGUUUCCGAAUACAGCAAACCACUCCGGUCAACACACUCUUCGUCGUCUCUUCCGCGGACGCCGUUCUCCGAAGAUCACAUUACACAAAACAUCAGAUCCCGAACAACGAAUGGGAAGUUGGAAGACUCGAGCAACGAGUCCGAUUCUGUAUCAGAAUCAUCCACACUCGGCGAGGAUGAUGGUCAAAAGCCACCCGACCGGAACCACGUCUACAAGUCCGAAUCCGCUCUUUCAUCCGCUGCCACACUCCACCUCCCCGAUCAACCUACAAAGGGUCAGACAAGAGAAUCCACUGGUUCAGAACCGCCGGUUUUCAAAUCCCCGGAAACAAUCACGCGCCAAACUUUGGCGGACCAUCUACUCACCCGCGACAACCCGCCUCUUGACUUGUUGAUCCGUACAUCAGGGGUGGAACGUCUUAGCGACUUCAUGCUCUGGCAAUGCCACGAGAAUACAGAAAUUGCCUUUCUAGACAUUUUAUGGCCCGAAUUUGAUCUGUGGCAGUUUCUGCCCGUGCUGCUAAGAUGGCAACGGAGGGUCUCCAAAGCAAGACAGAAUCCGGAUGCCGAAGGUAACUUUGACGGCGAGUUCCAGGAUCCCUCGGACGACAGCAGGGAAGAACUCGUGGUUAGUUCCGCCGCUAAGCCGAAAAGCUUAUAG